Messenger RNA from Knipowitschia caucasica, 582 nucleotides. Lineage: Eukaryota; Metazoa; Chordata; Actinopteri; Gobiiformes; Gobiidae. The record is from the annotation of a GenBank genome assembly.
AUGAACACAGAGAAGUUCCCAUUUGUAUUUGAGGCCAAUGUGGCCGCCAGAAGGCAGUGUGCUUCUGGUUUCAGAAGCCCGUAUCUUGACUGUGCGAUGUCUCGGCCGCCCUCCUCCCCCCCCACUCCUCAGUUCUACAGAGUGAGCGAGAGAGACCUGACCGAGAUCGAGCUGCAUUCUGUGGACUCCAUCAAUGACCUGCACCGCACCCACACAGACCACAGCCACAAAGUGAGGCCUCCCCGUCCCCCAUACACCCCGUCUCCAAAUGGAAACCUACCCUCAUUUGACGCCUUCGCUGUCAAUCAAACGGCUCAACCAAUCAGCUCGUGGCAGAAGCGGCUCCAGGACAUGCUGACGCCAUCAUCGUCGCGGGCCUACGCUCUGGGCUGCGCCAUCAUCACGCUGCUGCUGCUUACCGUGCUGCUCAUUUUCUAUUUCUUAGUGCAACAGGGCGGUGCUAUCCGGAUGCUGACAGAGGCGGUGAGAGAGAAGAAAACAGCAGUGACAGAGUUGACUUUACUGAUCCAGGAGCUGCACAAUCUUAAACACAACCUCACAGCACUCAAUGGAAACUCGUGA